CGCAAAAGUCGCCUCUCUCCUCCGUUCAAAGCAACCCAUCUCCUCUUCCUUUUCACCUUCCUUUUCUCUUUCUUUUCUUUCCAUCAGCUGCACGCGUCCAUCCGAGCUCCAAAAACGAGAAAGCUCAACUCGAAUCGAAAGCCCAAAUUGUCCCCGGACACGCAACACGCAGGAACCGAUCAGGGCGGGGCGGGGUGUAGCUCGACAGGGCUCUCGGCGUGCUGCGAUGGCGGUGGUGUCGGCGCUGGCCAAGUACAAGCUGGUGUUCCUCGGCGACCAGGCGGUGGGGAAGACGGCCAUCAUCACCCGCUUCAUGUACGACAAGUUCGACGCCACCUACCAGGCGACGAUCGGGAUCGAUUUCCUCUCCAAGACGAUGUACCUCGAGGAUCGCACCGUCCGGCUGCAGCUUUGGGAUACAGCUGGGCAGGAGAGGUUCCGGAGCUUGAUCCCAAGCUACAUCAGGGAUUCUUCUGUGGCAGUGAUCGUUUAUGAUGUGACUGACAGGCAGUCUUUUUUUAGUACAUCGAAAUGGAUUGAGGAGGUAAACACGCAACGAGGUGGUGAUGUGCUCAUCGUCCUUGUUGGAAAUAAAACAGACCUUGUUGACAAGAGGCAAGUAUCCACUGACGAAGGAGAGGCCAAAGCGCAGGAGCAGGGCGCUAUGUUCUUGGAAACCAGCGCAAGAGCUGGAUACAACAUCAAGCCGCUGUUCCGCAAGAUCGCUGCAUCGCUGCCUGGAAUGGACGCGCUCUCAUCGGCACGGCAGGAAGACAUGGUGGACAUAAACCUACGACCUGCUGCCUCCGGGCAAAUACCUUCAGGGGCAGAAGCACAAGCAGAGCAGAAAGCUGGCGGUUGUUCCUGCUGAGAGUUUUGUAUUCAGAGAAAUCCUGGUUGCGCUUCAGACUUCAAAUUAGUACAUAUUCAGACUCAGUGAAUUCUCAUGUUGUUUGGAUUGUCAGUAUCGAGUCGCGUAUAGUGAUUUUGUGUAAU
Messenger RNA from Oryza brachyantha (malo sina), 996 nucleotides. RefSeq names its product ras-related protein RABH1e-like. The transcript is spliced from 6 exons. NCBI's taxonomy places the organism in Eukaryota, Viridiplantae, Streptophyta, Magnoliopsida, Poales, Poaceae. The coding region runs from base 227 to 871 and encodes 214 amino acids. Gene Ontology annotation, molecular function: GTPase activity; GTP binding. The record is from RefSeq and is a predicted model, not a curated record.